CAGUUGAUAGAUGCCAAGACAGAGGGAUGCGCUCAGAACAACACUGACAGCUUUUUGAAGAAGCACGGAAGCGACAAAUGAAACCCAAACGAAAAUCCACUUAAUUUUCUGGCUAUCCAGUGCCUUCCAGGGGAUUUUACGCACCGCAAAAGAGUGAAGAAAACGCUGCAGAUAUGAGCGCUGCGUGGUUGUACAUGCUCCUGAAGGAUCCCCUCUCCUGAUAAAGGGACCAAAGAGGACAAAACAAGGCUGCCCAUGAUAUUUUCCAAAAGAAGAUUGCAAAGGUGGAGCGAUUAGAGAAGGGCUGAUGACGGGACUAUUAAUCCCUUCAGUGCAUCAAAAGCACCAACGGGUAUUAGAAACGACUGGAUGGAAAUCGGGCGAGUGUUUGGAACUGUUUUUGGUUUUAUAUGAAACUGGUGAUUAGUUGUUUUGACACGUCUUGCAAGGAUUUUUUGUCACUUAAGAUUAUAUUGAGGAGCAAAUUUGCCUUUUUCCCCCUCCCACUGAAAGGUUGUAUGAUAUGAGCGGUUUCCCGGUGUGAAAACUCUGAUCUCAAUCUUUUUUUCCUCUUAAAGUAUUCCUAGAUCUAAAUGGAAUUAGUUGAGUCUGAAGCCGUUUGUGAAAGGAACAGACAUGGUACAUGGACACAGCUUCCAUCACGUUGUUGCAAGUCUUCUCCUACUUGGGUUGUCUGGGGCAACAAGGAAGGAUACUGCAGUGAAAAACAAUUCUGGAGUGAAGCCUGCAGGUCAAUGUGGAACGUGGGUGAAAGAAUCAGAAGGAGGGCUGUUCACGUCUCCCAAUUACCCAAACAAAUACCCCCCAGACACAGAGUGUGUUUAUAUCCUUGAAGCUCCCCCAAGGCAGUGUAUUGAUCUACACUUUGACGAGAAUUAUUCAAUCGAGUCCUCUUGGGAAUGUAAAUUUGACAACAUCGAGGUUCGGGAUGGACCCUUUGGCUUCUCCCCAAUUCUCGGACGGUACUGCGGUCAGCAUAGCCCGUCUGAUAUCAGGAGUAGCGGCCGAUAUCUGUGGAUAAAAUUUGUUACAGAUGGUGAACUGGAAGCGGUGGGAUUUUCAGCAAGUUACAACUUCACUGCAGAUCCGGACUUUGCAGACUUGGGAGUACCCCCACCGCUGCCCUCCUGUCAGUAUGACAUGGUUGGUCCAGAAGGUAUCGUUGAGUCCCUUCAGAUCACCAGAGACGGGAAGGCUGGCGCCGCCGAGGCCGUCGACUGUAAAUGGUACAUCCGUGCUCCGCCGCGCUCCAAGAUAUACCUGCGUUUUCUCGACUAUGAGAUGGCCAAUUCCAAUGAAUGCAAGCGCAACUUUGUGGCAGUAUAUGAUGGUGGCAGUUCAGUGGAAGACCUGAAGAGCAAGUUCUGCUCCACGGUGGCCAACGACAUCAUGCUGGUUUCGACGCUGGGCGUCAUCCGCAUGUGGGCAGAUGAAGCCAGCCGCAAAAGCCGCUUCCGCAUCUUAUUCACAACCUACCAAGAACCUCCAUGUGAUGCAGAUGCCUUCUUCUGUCACAGUAACAUGUGCAUAAACAACACGCUGGUGUGCAAUGGCAUGCAGAACUGUGUCUACCCCUGGGAUGAGAACCAAUGUAAAGAGAAGAGGAAAGCCAACAUACUGGACAACCUCAACAACACAAACGGCACCAUAAUUGGUGUCACCUGUUGCAUCGUCCUCAUCCUCCUCAUCGUCUCUGUCAUCGUCCAGAUCAAGCAGCCACGUAAAAAGUACAUCCUGCGGCGUGAAGACUUUGACCCCACCAUGUUCCAGGAGGUCUUUGAGCCGCCUCACUAUGAGCUGUGUACUUUACGGAGUGCCACCACAGCCGCUGCGGCCUCAGCAGACUUAGUCGACCUGGCAGAAGACUUUGAGAACUAUCACGCCCUUCGCCGUGCCUCCUCACGUUGCGUCCACGAUCACCACUGUGGCUCCUCCUCCAACCCCGGCUCAGCCCACAUAUCCCAGCUGUCACUCAGUGGACGAGGAAGCCGCGGGAACUUGAGCACUCGAGACGCUGCGGCCGCCACUCUGCUCACAGACCUUCCACAGCCACCCAUGGCAGUGCGGCCCUUGCUGCCGGCCACUGGAAACCGCAGGAGCAUCUUGGUCAUGAAGCACAGCUACUCGCAAGAGGCAGCAGACAAUGGAUGUGACCUGGACGACGACCUGGAAGACGUUCCCACCACCAGCCACCGGCUUUCACGCCACGAAAAGGCAGUACAGCGGUUCUGCCUCAUUGGCUCUUUGAGCAAACAUGAAUCAGAGUACAACACAACUAGGGUCUAAGAGACAAUCUCAAGACUUCUUGAGAAUAGUGCAAUCCUGGAUCAGUACGAACGGGCAUCACUGACAUGUGAAAAAGCGGAGCGGAGAUUUACACCAGCAUGAUGCUGAUGAUGAUGAAGGGACACUUUGACAAAAGGAUAUUGAAUAUGUGUAAUGUGAAUUCAUGUGCAAGGAUGAACACAAAGGACUAGAUCAAAACACUCCAGCUGCAGCUCUGUGCGUACUGUAGUCAAUCCAGAUUUCUUUUGUCUCACUGGAAAGAAAUGGACCUUUAGAAUGAACAAACGAAUACUAACUGAGGGAUGUUAGUCAGCCUCAUGUCUGUCAUUGUCAUAGAGUCCUCACUGAUAAGAAAAUGAAUGUGAUCAAACAUCUUCAAGUUCAUUUUUAAGCAUGUUUUUUUUUUAAUUAGUAGCAUAUGUUUUAUUAUUUUAAUAGCAAAUUAUAGUAGCUUGUCAAACUUAUGAAGAUUUACUUUAUUAGAAAAAAUUAGAAUUAAACUAAAUUAAUUACUAACCUAAUUAAAUCUAAUACUGUUGGGAAAACCAGAAGUAGUUUCAUUUGGCUAACAAUUCUGGGCAGAGUAGUGUGGCUUGUGCAUGCUUCUUUUAUAGCCAUAAAGCAUUAACAUACUAAUAUUAGAAUAAUUGCCCCAAGGUACUAACACAUGUGUCAUGUGGACAUAAGAAAAAGCAUCCUCAUAAUUAAGUAAUUGCAUUGCAUGUUGUUGCUAAGUUAAAUCAUUGGCUAAUGAGAAUUGCGCAAAAUUAAUUUCACAAUUUGUAUCUUAAAAGAAACUCCCUUUUAAUUAUGUUGACUAACUUUUCGACAGGCAGUUUUAUUUUAACAAAGAGUACUUUUUUUGGCAAACAUAUUUAUUUCAAGUAUGUUUGUCUUCUAACUCUCUUCUGGGAGCUUAAUAUCUUUGUAUUAAAACAGACUUUUAUACUAGGGCAAAUUGAAAGGAUGACAGUUUUUACAGUUAUUCAAAUGAUCUUUCAGGGCUGAUUUUACUGAUGCUUUGUAAAAUAAAUAACAAUAAAGCUUCACCUUUUUUCUUUGUUUUAUUGGCAUUUGAUCAGUAGUUCCUCUGUCCCUUUAGUGUGUUCUCAAACUGUCCCACGAUACCCAUGUCUCACAAUCAUGUGAUUUUUAGAUGUUGGUUUAUUUGUUGUGGCUGGUUUGCUUUAGAGGUAGACCAGACCCAAGCCAAAAGGAUUUGUUUCACCAAAACAGGACAAUAAAACGGGUCCUAGAUAAUUCAAAUAAACACAGGUAAUCACAGGUAUCUGACAAGUUAAUUCAGUUUUUGUGUUUGUCCUGAUGAGAUUAACCUCACAUAUACUGCAGAAGGGACAGAUCAGCCUCAUGCUCUAACAACACUCACUAUUGGCAGGCUGUUCUUUUAGGAAACACUGAUAAACAACACGCAUCAUGUGGAAAGAGAUCAGCUGUCAGUACAAUGAGAUAAACACAUUUCAGUUCACACAUACUUGCAUAUCACGUCUUUUUUCUUACACUAUUUCAUUCUCAGAGUACCAAUUUAAUUCUUACUGUAUCAAUUUUUAUGGUAUUUACCAUCCAUGUGUGCAUUCUUUUUUGUAUUCAAUGUCAUGUGUAUAUAUUAUUUACACCCAUGCUUUCCACUCUUAUUCCUCCAUAUAUACAUAAUCAUACAAAGACCCAUAUUUCUGCAGAUACUAAAUAAAAUAUUUCCCUUUUCUAUACGUACAUUGUGCUGAUGUCUGUGUGUUGUUUCUCUGUUUUACAACUGUGCCAAAACUUCUGUUAAAGAUAUCAAAAAAGGGUCAAAAACAGCUCACUCAUCUCUCUUUCUUUCUGUUGUUUACUCUCUUGCUUAAACACACACACACACACACUCACACACAAAACCACAAAGUCACAAACUCAUCUGCCAGUAUAUAGAUAGAGGCAGACAACUCAGUAAUUAAGUAAGUCUCAACCAAUUCGAUCACAAGCAGCCCAGGCAGCAGGUGAGCAAAGCGGUGGGCCCAGAACAGACGUAAAGUAAUAGUGUUUUCAUUUCUCUGCAGAUACAUCAGACAGAUGCGUCAUUCCUCUGCAUCUUGCCAAGUUUGACAGCAUUUGGAGCUAUAAGGUUUCUCUCCCUUGCAUCUUGAGUGAACUGUUGCCCUGAGCAACUUUACCAGUGUAGAGUGUUGUGAUGAGAAAAAAACUUUAAAAAAUGAAAAUUAAAAAAAGGUUUGUGGCGUAUGCAUCAAGUUUUCUUCUUUGCUUUGGACCCCAGAGGUGCAUUUUCCCUUCCGGUGCUCCACAGCUGGCUAGGAUUGACGAGCCAUGGAACACUGAUAAUCUCAGAUACGGGACUGAAACGUUGUGUUUUUUGAAAAAUAGAGUACCUUUAAUGUAAAGUUGUUCAAGCAGAGAAAAAAAAACUGAAUCAGGUUUUUUUUAAAUCCUUUUCAUGUCAACAUCAAAAUAUGAAAUUGCAUAUUUCCACUGCUGAUUUCACAUUUCUUGUCUUUAUAGUGGAGUGCCAGGUUGUUUGUUAAUCUAAACAAUUACAGGACGCCUUGUUGAGAAGACAAAAAAUACAGAAUGUUUGAAAUAAAAUGAUGUUAAUCUUCAUAAAUAGGUGCAUAUACAGUACAUGAUUCUACUGACCAUCAACUACGACUUUAUUUAUUCCCACUUUCACUUUCUGAUGUUAGAACAGAAUUGUUUUUUUCUGUCUUUCUCUUUGUCAAACUUCAUUGCGUUGUGGUGUUUUUUUUAACCUAUUUGAACAUUUAUUUGAUAACAUUAAGAAAAUGCUGGAUAGAAUGUUUUCAAUAAACUAAUGUUUACUGA
Molecule: messenger RNA, 5139 nt
Organism: Micropterus salmoides (largemouth bass)
Lineage: Eukaryota; Metazoa; Chordata; Actinopteri; Centrarchiformes; Centrarchidae
Gene: neto1l
Product: neuropilin (NRP) and tolloid (TLL)-like 1, like
Exons: 12
Coding region: 637-2307 (556 amino acids)
Molecular function (GO): protein binding
Source: RefSeq, a predicted model, not a curated record